AAGUGGCACAUUCGGGUAUUAGCUGUCAUUUGUGGGUGUCAUCAACUUGCUAACUACUGUUUUUUCAAUGUGUUCCAAACGAAAUGGUUGCUAACCAAGGCAGUGGUGACUAACUGUUACGGCUCUGUCUCGGAUAGAUGCUAACGUUAGCUAACGGUCCUAGCGUCAUUGUUAGCACUGAUUCAGCAGCACAGACAGUUGGUCAUGCUUACCAAGGGUUAGGGGUGACAUUUAAUGUUAGCAAUAUUGUCUCUCCUCAUUAGACCCCCAUACUUGCAUGCUAACUGACCCAGUUUUUUGCUAACAAGUUGACAACCUAAUGGUAAAGCUCGUUAAUUUGCGUUACCUGUAGCUGGCUGGUGUUAUUGUUAGCUUAACUAGCUGGUGUAUUAGAUAGAAAGCGUAGAGUAUAGCUAAGGCUGCGUUAGUUCUGUAGCAAAUAGAUUUGACAUGUGUGCUCUUGGACUUAACAUUGCAUAAUGUAGCCAAAGUUGCUUAAGCUAACGUUUACAUUAUCGGGUUGGCAAAUCGGCGCCAAUAACAGAGUAGUUUGAUUUCAGGUCAAUCUCAAGCCGGUCUCAGUUUGCUUAUUUUGUGAGCUACCCGUCAAAGCUCGGCUGCUAAACGUUUUUUCUGUUUUGUUUUUUUUUUACAUAAAGGUAAUAUUAGCUAACGUUGUUAUCAGGAACUAUAUGCACCAGCAGCUCAUACCUAUGUCGAUAUUUUCGACGUUCAGGACUUAAAGUAGCGCAAUGCGUAUUUUGUUAAUGGCUUUCAACUUUUUAAUGAGUCAGCUAGUCUACUGUAAGCAAACUGCAAAACCGCAUGGAACUACCACAUGGUUGUCCUAGGAAGAAAUGUGAAUAGCGCUUUCAGAUGGUCAGGGCAGUAUGGUGCACAAAAGGGCCUUCCAGCUGAUAUUCUGCCCCUGACUCUACUCGAGAGGGGAAAGAUCGUCGGAUCUCAAGUACCAGAUUGCCCGCUGAACUUUUUGCUUCUCAGACAGAUCACCAGGGACCAUGCUGACCAUCCUAGCUGCUGGGUCUGUGUUCUUUCCAGGCCUUUUCCUGCUGUCCAAGCAAUGCCUGAAGUCCAUCCCAGCACUGAGAUGGAGCGAAGGAGAUGCAGUCAUUGUGUCUGCCAGGUUGGUGUCGUCAGUUCAGGCAGUCAUGGCUUCCUCAGCUGGCUACAUCAUUGCUUCUUCCUGCGAGGACAUCAUCGAGGACCAGCACUGGCUGACUAGCACUUACAUCAUGUUUGCUGUUCCCUACUUCGUGUAUGACAUCUACGCAAUGUUCAUGUGCUACUGGUACAAGCUACGAGUCAAAGGGCACGAGGAGGCCUCUGCAGCACCGCAGCACAUGAGCUCAGCACUGACCAGCUACUUGCGUCGCGAGUUCCUCAUGGUGCUGCACCAUGUUGUCAUGGUCACCGUCUGCUUCCCCGUCUCUGUGUUUUGGCGGCAAGGAAGGGGAGAUUAUUUCCAGGGUAUAAUGUUCAUGGCUGAGCUCAGCACUCCAUCUGUCUGCUUAGGAAAAAUCCUUAUCCAGUACAAACAGCAACACACUCUCCUGCACAAAGUGAAUGGGGCUCUUAUGCUGAUCACUUUUUUCAUCUGUCGAGUCCUCCUCUUCCCUUACCUCUACUACGUCUAUGGAAGGUACGCCUCCAUCCCCUUCCACAUGGUUCCCUUCACAGUGCCAUGGCACUGUAACCUCGGUGCUGCUCUGCUCAUGGCCCCCCAGCUGUAUUGGUUCUCCCUAAUUUGCAGGGGCGCUCUGCGACUAUUCACGGGCUCCUCUCGCUCUCAGAGACCACGCCCGCCCACAGCCGCACCAAAGGAGCAGCAGACGGAUGGCAGUGCGCUGCCCCAGCCUGCCAAUGGCUACAGCACGCGCUCCACAGAGCCUGAGCUGGCCACUCACUGAGAAGAGUGGAGGGGAGGGUGGGGAGGGAAGGAAGGCGAAUGUACCAAUGAGUAUGUAAAGGAAAGAAAGCUGAGGGAAAAGUGAGACUUGAAACAAGUAGCAAUAUGAAGAAAGCUACAGACGAUGGCCUCAAAUAGUGCUGAAGUCUUUGUGGCCAGCACUCAAACAGCUAAAUGAUUUGGUUGCUGGCCUUCAAGUACUUCAGUUUCUCAGUUUGUAGGAAGCAAAUGGAGUGUUAGGACACUCAGUAUUUACAGAUGUCAUCAGGCACUGUGACAGACAGGAACAUGCACUGACCUGAGAGGAAUUUGCCUGGAUGUAUAGGAAGCAUAGGUGGCUAUUUCCCUCAUGUAGAUCAAAUUCAGUCCUCUCUGCCUCAUGGUACGGGAAGAGCAGGAAAAUAGGAAUGUAUUAUAUUGUAUGUUAGUACAUUUGCUGUAGAUGGAAGGCCUAAUUCAGUUUAGUAAUGAAGAAGACCUUCAAAAAAGAAAAAAAAAUCCCGGCUAAGCAGUAUUUUGACUUGUUAGUGUUUAUUAUCUGUAUCCUCUAUGUAGUCACUGUCACUCUAACAAAAUGUAACCAACCUGCAGACUGACUCAUCUUUAGAAGGGAGAUAAUCUCAUAAGACUGUAUUCUGCUGCCUUAUCCCUUUUCCUCAUUCUUUGCAGUUUCUUUACGUUUUUAUUUAUUUUUAUCCUGGGAGGAGAAGGAAGAGGUUUUCCUCGGGCACAAAAAUGUGAUGGGUGUAUAUAGCUGAUGUAAAAUUGUCCUUAUUUCCAUGUCAGUAUUAGGUCAAUGUUGAUCCCCCACACACACACACACAUUUUUUAGGUUUUGUCUCAUUUCUGCAUUUGAUGUUUGAACAAUUACAUUUCAGCAUUAAAACAAAACAUUUCACAGUUUUACAGCUUAGUGUCCGCAGACUACCCCCAACGUUACUCCAGUGCUUCUCGUUUCAGUGUAGAUAUGACUUAAUUCCAUUUACUGGUAUCACAAAGUGUUUUUUGCAUACAAGGAAGUGAUGCACAGUAGCAGUCACUUUAAGCUGAAUUUACAUGUGUUGUUUUUUUCUUUUUCUUUUAGUUUGGUGCUGUUGUAAAUCUCAAAACAUCCAUUUGAUUGGCUGGAAUAUUUCACAAAGGGAUCCAUGAGGUUUGAGUAGUUUUAGCUUUGUUCGGGGACUUGAAAUGCUAGAGUUUGAAGGGAAACAAAAUCGAUCUUCUGGGGAAGCAUUCCUUUGUGAUUGACAUGCAGCACAUUUGUCCAUGGCAACUUAUUUUGAUGUUGCUCAUUUAUUUUUUAACCAUUAUUAAGUCUAUGAAUUCUUUUAACAUUGUAUGAAUUGCUCCGAUCAUUGAGCCAUGUAUUUGAGCCACUGGUUCUAUGAACCUUCUAUGAGCAUACUGGCUGAAUUUAUCAUUUUAUGUUUGUUUAAAGCAGCAACACUGUCCUGGAAAUGGGUCAAGAAAAAAAAAAAAUCAUAAAAAACAGCUCAGAAACCAUCAAGACAGGGCAGCGUGUGCCAAAACAUCUGGACAACUGUGGGCAUGUUGAACACAGAAUAUCCAUUCCCCUGUUCCAUGAAUUCAUAAGGUACUGCUUCUUGACAAUACUAAAACAUUUCAACUGAUGUACUGUAUAUUCCACAAAAUGCUCGUUAUUUAUUUGUAAGUAUUUAUUUAUUUAUUUAUUUGGUUUGUGGUUUUGAAUGCAUAUUUAUGCAUACAUAUUAUACUCUAUGCUUCUGAGCCUUAUGUGAAGGCUGUAUUGUUACUCAAACUUAGCUAAAAUAUACUUCUCUGUCCUGA
Molecule: messenger RNA, 3736 nt
Organism: Seriola aureovittata
Lineage: Eukaryota; Metazoa; Chordata; Actinopteri; Carangiformes; Carangidae
Gene: tlcd3bb
Product: TLC domain containing 3Bb
Exons: 7
Coding region: 1020-1928 (302 amino acids)
Biological process (GO): ceramide biosynthetic process; lipid homeostasis
Cellular component (GO): endoplasmic reticulum; membrane
Molecular function (GO): sphingosine N-acyltransferase activity
Source: RefSeq, a predicted model, not a curated record